AUGGUGUCAGAGUGGAAAUCGUUUUAAGGCUUGAUGUUCCUUUUCAUUUUCUACUAGUCCAUCACCAUGCAUGAUCUUUAUAAUUUUCAGCGACAAAGUAACUAGUGCACGACCUUCCUGGACCACUGGCAGGCACGAGCGGCUUUAUUUCAUAGGGCGGGAAUAAAGUUUCUCCUGCUGUAGAAGUAUGAAGUGCAUCAUUUUAUACAAUCUAGUUCAGCUACAACACGAUGGAGAAGGACUGGAUCAGUCAAUCAUAUACAUCUGGGUUACAACCUUACAAUAUAUAUUACAAUCUAGUACGGUACUAGAAUAAUGAGAGGACUCCUCCUUCUUCUUUUCUCCGUGCAGUAGGGAGUCCCUCUCUCGGUGUCCAUGUCCUCAGUCCAGGCAGGUUUUCAGUCCGGGAUGGUUUGCGAGAUGGAUUAGGUAGCAUUGCGGUUUACUCUAAUCAUUCCGAGAGCAAAGGGCCCGAUCAAUUUAUGUUCUUGAUUUUUGUACAUCAGAUUCGCAGAAGAAGAUCUAAGAUAUAUGCCACUUCCUACGUUGACUAACUGAGCAAUAAGAACAUUUUCAGAUGAUCCAGAAUCUUCGUUCUUGUAGAAGACAUAUGUGGCCUUGAGCCUGGUGCAGGAGCAUAAAGCUACCUUCUAACAUAUCUUAUUAGGAAAUACAACAUAUUAUACAUCAAAGUACUAGAUCUAGAAGUUCCUUGUCCUUCACUGAAAGUUCCUUCACUGAAGAUGUUCCUAGAACAACAGCUUGAUGCCUGUAUCAUUCUUUCGGAUGUUGUAAUAGAUCCUUCAACUUGUAUCCCCUUAAGACAUAAGUUGAAGGUGUUCAGAAGUAUCAGUCAUAACAACUUCAUUAUAUUCAUCCUCAUGAGGGACAACAUAGGGAAAAAAUCUUCGGCAACUCGCCGAGUAGCUUCAAAUCAUCACUCAUCCUCAUACUUAUAUUGCUAUUUUUACUAGAAGCAAGUUGUACAAGUACUUACUAGGUUGUAGUUGAGAAGGUCGUCUUGCUGCAGACGCCACGACUCGUUGAGGCACUUCUUGCAUCUAGUACCACUUGCAGGUACGACUUGCAGGCUCUAACGGCUAUUCCAAACCCGCCAACCGAAGAGGCGUAUCUGGAGAUGCAAAAAGAGGAGAAUUCGUACCAGUGGGAAUGGAAAUUUGACCAGGCGCAAUCCUUAUUCGAUUCUCCAGGCAUCGAACAUCUCACUAUGCAAAACACAUAGUUAUCCUUAUUCGAUACUCCAGGCAUCGAACAUCUCGCUAUGCAAAACACAUAGUUAUCCUUAUUCGAUUCUCCAGGCAUCGAACAUCUCACUAUGCAAAACACAUAGUUCUUGCCUACUACUUCUAAGUUUCAACAAUUCGAAGAGGCUGUCGCACUUAGCGUUCUAGCUGGAGUGGAUCUCCUUGAAUCUUGAAUCUUGCCAGGUAAUGGUAACAAGUACAGUAAUUAAGAAUAUCGGUUGCGGCUGCCCCCUGGGCGGUUUAAUAGGGAAUUGCCUCGUCUCAUCAAAAACAGAUUUGAUUACCAACGAUCGGCAUCGGAUAGGAUUCUCGCACUCUUGUUGUAUUAUAUAUAUGAUGGAUGCUGCUGUUUUCUUACGAAUACGAAGUGAAGAUGUGCAAGUACAACAUGCACACAACAGGUAGUGCCUGCAAUAGUUACUCCACUUUCGCUUUCGCAUAAUCAUCUAUUUCUCCUGCCUUAUCCUAUCCUAUCUUACCCCCUCUCUAUGAAGAUCCUAUCUUAUCCUAUAAGUACUGUCUCUAGUCGAUGCCCCCUAAUAUACUCUCCCCUUCUUGUCCUGUCCAACGGAACGUAUCCGUUCCUCUCUCUAUCUUAUCCUCAUCUCCCCUUCCUAUGAUCCUAUGCUAUCAUACUCUCCCCACCUUGUUGUCUCUUUCAUUACAAUUUAUAGCUCUUCCUUCUUGCAAUAUUUAUAUAGUACAACUCCCCGGGCGGCCCUCCGCCCUUACGCAGCUUACCCCUCCCAGAGGAUCCUUCUAAGAUCAAGCAGCAGCUAAGCGAGGGCAUGUAUUAUUAUAUUGGCGGUGGCAAUAUCUUCGAUCUGAUGGCUACGACUCGCGUGCGGACGGCUACCGGAAAGGUCUACAUUUAAGAUAUUGCCAUUAAAUUUUAGUCUUACUCGUAACACAGAUAAAGAAUGGCGUAAACCACAGAUAUUAACAUUAAAUUUUAGUAACACCAAGGGCUGCAUCAUUGGUUGUAGUCGUGUUUUUUGGCUCUUCAGUAGCCACUGAAGUCUGCUGGUUUAUCUAGUGGACCUACACCUAACCUAACCAUCAUCUACAUCUAGAACAAUAGCUAAUUUUCUUACUCUACUCCGCUCUUCCUCGGCUUUUGCUUUUGAGCGACAUCACGAGAGUUGAGAGCAUCAUGUUUGUUUCUUCCUCGACCUGCUCGAGCUCUACUACAAGAAGAUCAGGGACAUCGACGGACAACGCUCUUGCUUACAUUUAAAUAAGCUCUUAUUCGUUUAAGAUUAAAUGAACUAGUGCAGGGGUGAGUUAACUCUAUGACCUACUACAGUCAAUGGAUCUACUAGUUCUCUCAUCAUAUUAACAUGGAUGAUGUGAAUGAAAUAACAGUCGAUGAUGAUGAUGAUGAUGAUGUCAAUUACAGUUAACAUGUUGUAAGAGCUCUAUAUUCAAAGACAACAUAAUGUUCUCAAAUACGAGAGGUUAAAAGCAACAUUUCCUUUUAAAGACGUUUCAUGAAGAGAUGAUGAUAGUAAUCUUGACCUCGUUAAAGAAAGCCAACGGCUAGUUGUGGCUGAAUAGAGUCAUCUUCACAAUUGUUUUCUAAUUUUGCCCUGGCAGCGUGCAAGAGGAACUGUCGCCGAAAGAAAUGUUACGAAGAAACCUAAGUAUUAACUUUUAGAUACUUGCCCUCAGCCUUCUACGUGGAGGACCAUGGCUCUUUAAUGGCUUCGAGCGCUCGUCUCGUCGCAGGUGAGCCCACUAUCCUGUCCUAUCCUAUUUUCGAAGUACUUACUCCAGAAAAUAAUAUCCCUGACUGUAUGUUGUCGAGGUCGUUCUUGUUGUGUCCUCUAGAAAACAUCUUCAGUCGUCGUGACUAUGUUGUUCACAUCGAAGUACAGCUUUAAGAAUGCCAUCCUUCGGGAUGCCGAAAGCAAAAGCCGAGGACGAGGAUGUCCCUUUUCUGAUGCCAUACAAUGGAGACACAGCGGAACUUAAGGCUCUUCACUGUGACUGUUUACUCGAAAAGUGUAAAUGAUAACGAUAAGCAAGUAAAAAUAUUAAACUUCACAGGUCAAAUUAUUGUGAACGGCGGAUCAACUCCACCUAUCCUAUCCUAAGAGUAACAGUAAUAACGCUAAAAGCUAAUAGCCCUCUGAACUAAGUAACUUUCCACGGUUAGGGUUAUUUCAGUUUUUCGAAUAUAUUGCUCAUGAUCUUGUUUAUAUUCAUAAUUUUGAUCUACUUUGUUACUGUUAUUAGCUGCCUGCAUCAAAAUCAUUUAGAAGCAUCAAAAUUAUCGGUUUUCUUCGUUUUGAGAAGCACCAAUAUAAUUGGAGUGUUUUUGUUUUUGUAAGGGAGCAGAACUAGAACGACUUCUAUUGAUAGGUAUAAUUAUCUUCUACUCCGCCCCUGGUGGGAAGGGAGACCUAAGAACCCCGGGGGGGGGCGCCACCUCUGUGUGGACUAAAACUGGUUCGAAUUUCCGCCCCUGGUGGGACGGCGAAUCUACUUGCGCGCCCCAGGUGGGACGCCUCUGCAAGAAGAACCGCCUGCGCGCUUCUUUUUGCCUUUGCCUGCGUGUUUUAGCGCGCUCUAGACGAGAUAGUGCGAGGCCCUUACUGUCUUCCCUGGGAAAUACUUGGGAAGCCCUCUGCGUGAGGUUUCUGGUCGCUUUCCUCCGAUGACGCACAAGGACGAACACGAAGAGAGACGGCCAGCCCGGGGCGCCCUCCUCCAUUGUGUGCCAGGGCUCUCGCACUCUUGAUGAGGUGAGUGACCCGCCUAGGGCGCAGGAGGAGCAGGGGCGCGGUGGUGCUGGUUUCGGUGCUCCGUGUGUUCUCAGUGUCCAUGGUGAGGAGAGGCUCAUAGCCCCGACAGGUUGGUGCCGCCUCGGUGUUUUCCAUGAGGGCAAGGGGGUCGGUGGGUUGCAGGUGCGACGCCUUGCGUGGCCUUGUUGGUUGCUUGGUAGUUGGUUGUUUGUCGGACAGUCUACCUGGUCAAGGUGUGUAGCCUGGUCGCUCACCUCGCUCUCGUAGGGAUGAGGUGGCCUCCCGCCCUCUGCCUCUGUUCUUGCCACCACCACGCUCGCUACAGCUACCUAGGUUGGUAGCUUCUCUCUGGGCUCCGAUCGCUCGGCCCCGGCAGCCGUGUUGAGGAGGCCAAGGCGGAACGGUCACUGUUGUUGCUGGACGACACAGCUGAACACCUGCCGCCGGCUCCCUGGUUGGAGUUUGUUUCCCUUCGCUCUCUGGAACACGCGCGCGCGUGACGGCAUGGCCCCUACCCGGCCACAAGUUCCCCUGGAUAUUCUACACGGGCGUCCUGACUUGCCGCAACCGCAUCGCGUGAGCCUUGUGUGUUCAUUCUAGCAGGCCGCUUGCUUUGCCGCACACUAGUGAGUAAGACCCAACGUGUUGCCGAACUCCUUCUAUACAUACAUACAUAAUUAUCUUCUAGUACAUCAAGAAGUCUUGUACAAGAAAAAGUACUAGAAGGUCGUCUAAAAAAGGCGUGUGGCGAUAUUGGACUACGCUCCGAGAUGCUUUUUACACUCCUCCGAAACGUGAGCCGCACAUGUACUUGACCACUAUAAUUGGUGUGAUUUUUAGUCUAAGAGGUGAUAUACUUCAGGAAUUGGAACUGUCAAGAGUGGAGCGGCAGGAAGAACUUCUGGAACGUGGUUAACGAGAUGUUGAUGAAACGUUGCUUGAAGUGAAAACGUUGAAGUUUAUAUGAAUUUCAACUUUCCAACAAAUACAAAUUGUAUAAUAUUAGUUAGUUUUCACCUCGACAUUCUUAGACUUAUCCCGUGCAACAAUAUCAGUAUCAAAAAUCUUCUAGUUAGUCACGAAGAUGUAGUUGGAUCUAGUAGAGAGUCCUCGUGAAUGUUGAUUUCGAUCUGUCAUUCAUGAUGGUGGAUCUUCUACCAGUCAUCCCUAGAGAAGGAGUACUUCUAUCUACAACUAGACUCUCUUUAUAUAACCUACUUCUACAACAUCAACUACUUCGACGACUUCAAUUACACGACAGGGCGUACGAACCGACGAAGAGGAAUUUAUUUUUGGGAGGUCAAUCUGCCGGCUCGAUGAUCCAGAGCACUCCCGACAAUGGUUUCUUGUUUUUUGGUGCGAGCGGUGACCCUCCGACCCACCGCAUCUUGAAAGCACAGUUCGACUCGCAACCUUACUUAAGGCAUGAUGUUUUCUGGAUGUUGAAGAAAAGGACGAAGAAGAAGAUGCAGUUCUUCAGGAUGUAUUUUUUUUUUAAGAUGGGUACAACGAGAAAGCUCUAACUUAUUGGGAGAAGAAGAUGGAUGGGAAUAACGAGAAAGUUAAGGCUCCUCAGUCUUCAUUGCAGCUGGUGGUAGGUUGUGCUCACUGAAGAGAGCAGAGUUCAUUAUAAAUCAAUAUCGAAGAGGACCACGAGACCCCCUCGUCCUGAGAGAACAAAUUAUAGGGAAAGAAUCAUAAAGUAAGAGAAAUAUCAUGGUCAGGCGGCACGAGAGAGAUAGCUGUGUAGUGUCUUUGUAGGGGGUCUACUCUCUUGUUGAUGGCCUGCGUGUUGCGCUCCUGAAUGGUUGACGACUCUUGUAAUACGGUCUACCACCUUCAGAAUCAGUGACCACCCUUCCGAAUCAAAUGACUUCUGACCGACCUCUAAGAACGAAUGCAAGAUCCCUCAGCUCGCAGCUCGAUGUGAUACCUUCCUGACCCACAGCAUACGGGACUUCUACAAUUAUGGUGGUACAAUAGCAGGUCUAGGAGGUGAAAUAUAGCAUAUUACAUCAGCAGCCAAGGUGGUUGUCCUUGUCUGGAGGGUGUUUAAAAAGAGCAGUACUAAUCGGAGUAGUUAGAGUUUUUAAUCUUCCCUCUCAACAAAAUAGCCCUUUCAGAAGUGAAGUUCAGCAUGAUUAAAAGUCCCGUCGACAGUUUCGGUUACGCCUGGGCAUCAUAUCAUGACCAUCUAGAUACGCCCUCGUCGUCCAGCACAAUUAAUUAUCGCUUUACCUCCUGCAGCCAUCGCUUUACCUCCUGCAGCCCUACUAGAAGCUUAAUUUUUAUAAUCUCAAAUCACUCGUCCUCUAGCUCUAGGCCUGCGAUUUCUGCGUGAUCGUCCUCUAAUCUGAACCAUACAGCUGGGAUGGGGCUCCUACUUGCGCUGCAGCGACUAAAGGAAUACAAGAUAAGAGGCCGUCAGCGAAUCUUGUCAAGCGGAUUGAGGUGCGUAAAGAGAUCGAAAUGGGUCUCCAGGGACUCUACAAGGAAAUUAUGGCGUAACAACUCUCUAUCUUCUAUAACCUAUCUUUAUUACUGGUACUUAUAUAGAAAUUCAAAUUUUAAAAAUUUCUACUUCUAGGUGGUAAACAUUAUUGAUGGUCCUCUUGAAUGAGGAUUUGGUGCUGUCUUGGCCUUCACUUCUCAGACUGAGCAGGCACGUCGUGCUGGUUCUUCUACUCUCAUCUUUAUAAGGUUGAGGCUUAGGAGGUCCAGCGACGCUUAAAGCACAUACUUACUGAAAAAAAAUUACCGGCUAGUUCUUAUUUUUCGCUCAUUUUCAUCCUAAGUUAAUCCCUUCAAGCAAUGUGUAACUAUACAGUGUCAACAGUCGGAGUCAUGGGCAACAGCUUUUUUGCCUUUGUAACACCUCUAGACAAGUCACAAUCAUCAUCGUCAUCGCCUUCGUCGUCAUCUCUAACUUUGCCGCGGUCGUCGUCGAUGGGAAAAAGGUGCCAGGAAUGCCGCCUGGUGAAGUUGACAUGGACGCGCUUCUCAAGGAGAACGCGGCAGUCGCGAAAUACUUUUUAUGGAGGCACUGUUGCCGCUAGACAGAGCUCACAUGGAGAUACUUACCUACAUGGAGGUCCUUCCUUACAUGGAGGCACUGACUUACAUGGAGAUACUUACCUACAUGGAGGUACUACUUACAUGGAGAUACUUACCUACAUGGAGGUACUUCCUUAUACAUGGAGGUACUUCCUUACAUGGAGAUACUUACCUACAUGGAGGCACUGACUUACAUGGAGAUACUUACCUACAUGGAGAUACUUACCUACAUGGAGGUACUACUACUUACGUGGGGGUGCAGGAGCAGCACUGUUAGUCAUCUCAGGAGGCGCCAGAACUGUCACUGUCGCAGAUGUGACAGUUCUGGCGCCUACUGAGAUGUUAUCGAAGAAGUAUCUGAAGAUGUCAUCUCAGUGAGUCUCACAACUAGAACUACUCUAUGGAGAGAUCACACAUCUCAUCUUUUUCCUUUUCAAUUUCUAGUUGGUUCCUUCUUGCUUUUCCUACCAAAAAUAACCAAAGUAGGCGCCAGAACUGUCGUGGCUGCAAAAAACGUAUAGAUACUACAACUCAUAAGUAAUAUGGUAAAUCGAAGAAGUCUCAAAGCAGAGCGGAUGACGAACAAUGAUCUGCGUUAUCGUCCAUAAGCUAGCCGUAACCCCAAAAAACCGUAACCCUGGCCGUAGGCCCUAAGCAACCAACCCUCAGCAACCAGCCCUAAGCAACCAACCCGUACCAACUAAACUAACCCUUGGUGCCCAUGCUCUAAGCUCGCCAGCAAAGGAAGCUGCAGAUGCAGUUGCGAGGAAUCCGCAAAUGUCGCUCCAAGAACAGAUCGCUGCACUCGAGGCAAAAAAACCUGAUGCACGAGAGACGCUGGUUUCGCUCACAGACCCCACAGCUUUCCAAGUGGAGCUUAUGGCUUAUUUUCAUUGUGCUUUGACUUGCUCUUCUGCGCUGAACAACGAGAACAUCUAUUGUGAUUGCAAACUGCGCUUUUUCAAAAGAAACAUCAUGGAGGAGAGAGUGUGAAUGUUCUACGUCCAACAACUUCAUCCCACUGGGUGUAGGGUUUUUUAUCGUCAUGCUGGUGUGACUCUAAGAAUACCUCAGAAUGCAACAAGGCGUGCAUCGAAAGUUGCCAAUCUGCGUCUUUUUUAUGGGCACAUACUUACAGUAUGUACAACUUGUCGCACUAGUAGUAGGUGGCUACAUACAGUAUUAACAAGAAUGAUACUUGUUGUAGUUGCACCAGUCGAUGAGGAUCGAGAAAUUGCUGUGCUUCUUCGUACUACAAUUACAACAUGUUAUUGUAAGUCAAAAAAUGAUAAGAACUCGCUCCUAGAUGAAGUCAAUAAUGAUUCUACAGAACUCCACCUAUUUGAACAACAAUCGAAAGAAGAACUCCACCUGGAAGUCAAUAAUGAUUCUACAGACCAACGCCAUCUAGAAGAUGAACCUAGUGAUCAUUCAGUCAAGAAGACUACUCGCCCCAAUAUGUAGAAGUAGAAUCUACGUACUACACAACUUUUCUUGUUGUUGAGUCAACAGGAAGAACCAGAACAGUAGUCUACUUGUACUAGUACUAGGAAUCCAAUCCGAUCCAACUACUUGUAGUACUAGGAAUCCAAACCUCUAUCUAAGGAGCUCCUGCUCUUCUAUCUAAGGAGCAUUGAUGGACGCAUCUGCAGGAGCUUCUCUUCUAUCUCAGUCUCACAUGCGACCUAUCCUAGUUCCUAAUAGGUGUUAGAUGAACCUGCCUGUUUAUAAUCUUCUAAGUCUCACAUGCGAGGAACUAGAGUAUUUGGAAGUCGGCGGAUCCGAAGAUGUUGGACACGGUUGCAGGUUUCAUGCCCAAGAAAAAAUCGUGAAAGACUUGGGAAUCAGCUUCACUGGUUUGGGCUGGGUUUCGCAAACCGAUUCGCUUCAACUUUAUGACAACCGAUAGAAGGACUCAAGUAGAACUAGAUGAACAGAUUCUUGGAAUUGCUACGGGGAUCAUGAGAUGUAGAAGAGCAGAUGUUGAUGAGACGCAAGAUACUUCUGGAUACUUGAGUUUACUUAGCUUGUUUAGUACUAACUUCUGAGAAUGGAUUAAUAGAGUUAGUAGUCAUUCUCGUCGAACCUUGCAUACUUUCGAGCCUCUAUGUCUAUUAUGAUUUUACAACAAUAACACAUGUGUAGUCGUGCCUACUUGGCCUUCUAAUAGCUGCGUCCACAUGCAUGCAAGAAGGAUCAAGGGAGCAUGGUCGUGAAGCCUUUUCUCGCUGAUGCAAUGAAAAAUUUCGCGAAUGCGCCGAACCUGCGUUAUGUUCUUCGUUCUUGUGUCGUGAUGUACUUAGAUAUUUACAUCAGUAACUAACUAACUACAAGACUAGAAUCGUAGUGCUACCAGCAACACCAGAACAGUAGGUGGACUAGAAUGAUACUAGCGCCUGGCCACAGAGCAGCGGAGCCUCAACCUUCGAAGCUUUUGAACCUAGAAUGGUACUAGAUUUACUACUACUAUCGACCUCUGUCAAGAGACGAGGACACUCAGGCAACGGCCGAAAUGGACUGACUUCUACAGAUCGCACGUUCUCAAGUGGAUGCAUAAUUCGAGCGACUUCGUUUAUAUCUCUUGACUGGGUGCACUACUACUACUACUAGAACUUAGAAUGGUACAGGUACUAGAUUUACUUUUACUACCCACGUAACGUGUAACUAGCUUCAGGAGGUAUCUAUAAAUAUGAAUUUUUAGAGUCAAAUCGCUUAAAUUAAGUAAUCUAUCCCAGUCUUAUCUUUUAUUGUGCAAGACAGAAUUCCAAAAAUAAAUCAAUGGGUGGUCUAUCCUCUUCUUCGAUUCUCUAGCCUGUCGUAUCUUUCUAAAAAGACCAGAAGGGCGAUACCUUCGUCUACAGUGACGGGAUGGCUGUGGUUCUGAUGGGGGAUGCACGUCGUGCCGUUCUAGGCAAUUCCGAGUUUGCCUUUCUGGAAGAAGUUAAGGUGGUCCCAGUACAACGGUUGUAGGAUCUUUUUCUGAGCUACAAUGUAUCUUCUUCAUUAUGCCAAUAUGAAGACUCAGCAUAAUAUGUCAUAUCAAAGACGUGGCUCUUUUGUUUCAUUCAAUAGAGACUGUCACGUCAGUGAAAAAACGCAUGAGCAAGCACGACCCCCCCAUGCGCAUGCUCACCCUCCUUCAUAUACACUCGCAAGAAUGCCAAAAAGGAAAAGGAUGCCGCUGCCAAAGCCAAAGCUGAUGCCGAUGCCAAAGCCAGAGCUGACGCCGAUACCAAAGCCAGAGCUGAUGCCGAUACCAGAGCUGAUGCCGAUACCAGAGCUGAUACCGAUACCAGAGCUGAUGCCGACGCUGAAGCUAAUGCUCUCGAAUCGAGCGGUGGUAUAAAGAUUCAAAAUUAUAAAUGUUACUAGAGGAAUCUUGUUAUUAUUCGCAGAGGGUCACCUUCAUGUUCAUCUUGUAACGAAUGCAGAAUCGCAUCAUGCGAGAUAAGUAGUUGUAUCUUAAUUUUUUGCGGCUGAUGAUCAUGUACUACGUACUUAUUAACACUUUUGCAAGAAGAUCUUCGUUAGAAACAAGAACAAACUAAAGUAAUUACAAAAAAAUUUUACAAUGAUCUAUUCCUGAAUCUUCACGUCGUCGACACACAACAUCAUGCAAAAGAAAACAGGUGGUGGACACUCGAAAAUUGGUGCCUGCGACCAUGCGUGUGACUGUUGCAGUUCGUUUUUGGAGGAUGGAUCUGGAGGAUGCAACCCGUCCGAUUGUCCUUCGUGUGAAGGCACCAGCUGCAAGAACGUUUAUGUUUGUUCUUGUUGUUGUCUUCUAAGUAUAAGUAGACUACGUUUAUGUCUGUUCUUGUUGCCUUCUAAGCGUAGACUGUCUAAGAAGUAGAAGAAGUACUAGUUUCUAGUAUUAGAAGGUAAGUAAGUACUUAUAACUUAGGUAGUUCGUUGUUCAUCUGCUACAGAACAGUAAAAGGUAAAUAUAUACAAGCAUUAUCUUAUAGGUUGACCUACGCUUCGCCCGCCCUUGUCUCGACACCUCGCGUGAAGAUUCAGCAACGGCAACCUCCCCUAUUCUAUUCUAUCCCAUCCUAUCACAUUUGGAGUUGAUUCUUUUUUACGAAGUAGAUAGAAUAAAAUAGCUUAACUUCUAAGAGAAGGCCGCCAACGACGAAGGAGUCGAAGAGGACCACUACGAAGGAGCCAAAGUGGCCGAGCAUGAUGCAGCCGAAGAGGUGCCGACGACGUCCUCAACCUGGUUCAAUAAUUAUGUCUACGUGUUAAAUAGCUCAUUUCAAGCACUGUUCUCUCCGCUUCAAAGCUUGACUAAAUAUGCCGAUCAAUGAUCAAGCAAUCUUCAUAGUCCUCUGCUCGACUGAGAAGCAUAUAAUAUGCAUAUGGUUACUCCUAUGUAUAGAAAAAGAAUAUACGACUACAACUAUCAGCACUGCAAAAAAUAUACGACUACAAAUAUAUUAUACAACGACUCAGCACUUGAUAGUCUAUCACUCGGUCAUCUUGCUCUUGUAUUUAGACCAACAGCUUUGUCAUCGUAAGCCUCCAAUCAAUUAGAAUUAGUAAUUCUUGAAAAUCAUCAUGAUCAACAAAUCAGAAGUAUAUCAAGACAUGAGAAAAAUUGCAAAGGAGGAGCAAAAAAGGAAGAGAAGGAGAGAUAAAAUCUUCCAACAACAAUGACCUCUUGCCAGGCACAUCAAUCAAUCAAUCAGUCAAUCAAUCGAAUAUAUCAAAGUCAACCUCUUCUAAUGUGAACGCAGAACAAGCUUUCUGCAGCACAAACGAUCCGACGACGCAGUUAUUCAAGUUAAGGAACUAGUUCCCUGGAGGAGCUGCAUUAGUGGAUGUUGGCCUCACAAGUAGACACUAAUAGCCACUACAUACGAGCCUCUGAGGUACCAUGGCAUGCAUGGGGAAAAGUAUAAUAAAAAGAACUCAACACUUACACUGUUGAGUCACCAUCUUCUAGUAUCAUCAUCUCAUAGUAUGUAAAUCUUCUAACAAAGGAGAUCAAUUUCAAUACGAGGAAAUCCCUGGAGCUACUUUGGACCAUGCCGUGGGAGUGGAGGAGAAUGAGACGUUGAUCAGCAGCACAGAAGAAGAGUUAAGUCUACCGCUGGAGCAUGUGGUCUUUAACACCAUUAUAGUCCUUGGAUCUGCUUUUUCUACUUGAAAAGGAAUCCAAGCAUGCUCUCAGGGAUGCGACAAUGGUAGCUCUAAAAAAGGAAGACCGGGCUCGCAUGGGCUUCCUUGCGCCGCGUUAA
Messenger RNA from Amoebophrya sp. A25, 12309 nucleotides. The record is from the annotation of a GenBank genome assembly. Lineage: Eukaryota; Dinophyceae; Syndiniales; Amoebophryaceae.